Messenger RNA from Lottia gigantea (owl limpet), 1045 nucleotides. RefSeq lists its product as hypothetical. The record is from RefSeq and is a predicted model, not a curated record. The transcript is spliced from 6 exons. NCBI's taxonomy places the organism in Eukaryota, Metazoa, Mollusca, Gastropoda, Lottiidae. Gene Ontology annotation, molecular function: microfilament motor activity; actin filament binding; ATP binding. Bases 143 to 955 code for a protein of 270 amino acids. Gene Ontology annotation, biological process: actin filament organization; vesicle transport along actin filament. Gene Ontology annotation, cellular component: actin cytoskeleton; vesicle; myosin complex.
UGAAGGUUACAGGGUGUGGGCUGUUCUGCUCACUUUUUACAUACCAAUCUGACGUGGAGACAGCAUCGACAGGAACCAGUUAGAGAAGUCAGCUUUAUAAGUUUCGUUUUCUCAGGAUUGUCUUACACUUAAAGCUGCCAAAAUGUCAUUCGAUCCACAGGAUCCCGAAUUUGAAUACUUGGCUGUCGACCGCAAGAAGUUAAUGCGGGAGCAGACACAAACCUUUGACGGUAAAAAGGCAUGCUGGGUACCUGAUCCAAAAAACAGAUUCGCUGCUGCUGAAAUCCAAAGUACUAAAGGCGAGGAAAUUACUGUUAAACUCAACGACACCAAUGAAACCAAGACCUUCAAGAAGGAUGAUAUUCAGCAGAUGAAUCCUCCCAAGUUCGAGAAGAUUGAGGAUAUGGCUAACUUGACCUAUUUAAAUGAAGCCUCUGUAUUGUCCAACUUGAAGAAUCGUUACGUCGCCGGUCUUAUUUAUACCUAUUCCGGUCUUUUCUGUGUGGCCAUCAAUCCUUACCGACGUCUUCCAAUUUACACGAUGAGUCUUAUCAUGAAGUACCGAGGUAAACGACGAAUUGAAAUGCCUCCCCAUUUGUUCUCCAUCGCUGACAACGCCUACCAAUACAUGUUGCAAGAUCGUGAGAACCAAUCUAUGUUGAUUACUGGUGAAUCUGGAGCCGGAAAGACUGAAAACACCAAAAAGGUAAUCCAAUACUUUGCCCAUGUCGCCGCUAGUGCACAUAAAGAUAAGGCCGAGGAAGAAGAAGAGAAGAAGAAGGAGAAAAAGGUAGAGAUACGCACCUACCCUGAGUGUCCCCUUAAUGUGACGGCACGGUGUGUUACUUCCCCUUACCUUAAAUUAGAAUCUCCACCUUGUUCACAUAUCACCUCAUUCACAGCGUUUUUAUCUUUCACCAACUGGUAUUUCGUAUGUCAUCUCCAUCAAAGGUGAUGCACCAGUUGAUGGUUGAUAAAAACGACUUAUACUAGAUCUUCAUGGUUACUUUGUACACAUUACAAAUUGGAUCCUUUGAGUGGCAAU